Molecule: messenger RNA, 1275 nt
Organism: Caenorhabditis remanei
Lineage: Eukaryota; Metazoa; Nematoda; Chromadorea; Rhabditida; Rhabditidae
Exons: 8
Coding region: 1-1275 (424 amino acids)
Source: RefSeq, a predicted model, not a curated record
AUGGCAUCUAACGGAGUAAACGGUACUCACAAAGCGGACGGUAACCUUCAAGGUUCUUCCCCAUGUUCAACCAGCCGUGUCACGCCUCGCCCCAAAACCCAAACUGGAUCGCUCGAUAACAACGUUCAAAUAUUCAAGACACAACUGAAACCUAUCUUCCGUUCCUUGUUGACUCCACCACUGGUAAACGAUAGCAAGAAUACCCAAAUAACUCUAAAAGAGUGUCUCAAGAAGUUUCAAGAGAACGAAGAAAGCUUCAAAACAGUAGCGGGACCAAUACUGAUUGAAUACCUGGCUGACCUCGUAACACAGCUUAUCACGCAGAAUGAGACACGUGUCAAUUAUAUUGGAACUCCAGCAGCCUUGGCGUUUGAGCAAGAAUGGACUAGGAAAAUGAGCAACCUUCGAACAACGGAGCAUAUCCUUAAUGCACCUUAUUGUAGGGCCACAUUGAUGGAAUUCUCUGUGAAGUUCAAAGCAUUCUCAGUAGAAGACCAACAUAGUCUUCGGGAGUUCAUGUACAGGGAAAUUGUAGUGCUGGCCAGCGAUUUGAUCCACACAAUAGAUAUCGAAAGAAACAAAGUAAUCGCACAUUAUGUGGUAAUAGUUAAUAGACAACAUGCGGAGAUCAACAAAAUGGCAGAGAACUCGCAGGCAACAAUAGCAGCCUUCAUUAAAAGAGUUGCUGAACGGCAGAAAAGAAUCUGUGAGCUCGAGCAAGAAAAAAAUGUUCUAAGCUUAGAAAUGGAGGGAUUAAAACAACGAAAUGCUUCCUUCGAGAAAGAAGUCAAAGAAAAUAAUCUUAGAAUUGAACGGUUAGAUCAGAAACUCAAGAAAAUGGCAGAAGAUCUCGAGAAGAAAACCAGGGAAGAGGCAAACCUGAGAUCGGCAGCGGAGAGUCACAGAGAUGAGAUCGAGGAAGACAAUUCAAAGCUAGGAGAAAGGAUUGCCCAAUGCACUAUGGAAAACCAAGAGCUCAAAUCGCGUCUGGAUGAAUUGGAAAAGGAGACCAAGGACAAUAGAAAUGCUGCUGAAUGUCUGGAAAGACAGAAGACUGAAAAUGACGAUCUUAGAAAGCAAGUUGAAGAAUUGACUAACCGAAUGGAAACACAUCAAAUCAAAAUUCUGGCAGUCCUAGAUGACGCCAAAAAAACCGAAAGUACCAGAGAAAGCAAUGAACAAAUUAGACGUCUAAUUCAAGCUAUUUGUAUUAAGAAAGACGAUUCAAAGACUCCGAAUAUUGCCUCAAACCAGACGGGAGUCAUGCUAAAAUGA